GGAAGCGGAACCGCCGUGGCCGGGACCCCAGCGCGACCUGGAGCCCAUCGCGGGGCCGUGGGACGGCGGCGGAGCGCGGCCAAGCCUGGGGCGCCAGUGAGACGAGGCUCCGGCCGGUGGCGUUGAGGCCCAACGGGGAGCCGGUGGCCCCGGGACCGCGGCCGCGGUGUCCGAGGAGCUCGGAGAAGAGCGUCGCCGCCGGGAGCGGGGCUGCCGCCGCCAGCAAAGCUGGGCGGGCCGCUGGGGUCCGCGGUGGUUGUUGGGCGCGCCGGCCUCCUCCCGAGCUGGCGGGUCCGGGGCGCAGCCUGGGGGUGCCUGAGGCUGCGGGCGCCGGAAGACCCGAGGCAGCCGCGGGCGAGAGAGCCGGAGCGCGGAGGCUGCGCCGCGGCAUUGAUGCUGCAGGAUGACAGUGAAACUGGGAGAGAGCAGUGGGGAGGAAGGGGUGAAAAAGCUGGGCAAGAGAGCAGGAGGAGAUGAGGAGUCCCUGGAAGAAGGGGCAGGAGGAGGAGGAGAGGCAGCUCCGGGCAGCAGCAACACAAAGAAAGAAGAGAAGAUUAUUAACAACAACACUAACAGCAGCCCCCCACCAAACCCCAGCUUGUCGCAGGCCCCGGCCUCCCUCCAGCCCUCCCACAGCCAUGACCAGCAUCAUUUUCUCAGGUCCAGUGUCAGACCUCAGAGCAAGAGGCUGAAGAAGGAUUCCCAGGCAUCCUCCUCAGUUGGCAGCAGCACUGCUGCAAAAGGCAAAGCAUCAGAUAAUGGUGGGACUGCAUCUGGUGGUACAUCAGGAAUUCCUCCCAACAAUCCUGCUGGGAGUUCCAAGUCAGCAGCAAGGAACCUGAGCUCCUCAGCUGGAGAGAAGGAAGAAGGGAAGAAGGUCAGACGGCAGUGGGAGUCGUGGAGCACAGAAGACAAGAACACUUUCUUCGAGGGACUGUAUGAGCAUGGGAAGGACUUUGAAGCUAUCCAGAACAACAUUGCCCUGAAGUACAAGAAGAAAGGCAAACCAGCAAGCAUGGUGAAGAACAAGGAACAGGUUCGCCAUUUCUACUACCGCACCUGGCACAAGAUCUCAAAGUACAUUGACUUUGAUAAUGUGUUUUCUCAAGGGCUGAAAAAAUCCUCCCUGGAGCUUUAUGGCUUAAUCUGCUAUGGGGAGCUAAGGAAAAAAAUUGGGGGAUGUAUGGAUGACAAGAAUGCAUCUAAACUCAAUGAGCUCAUUCAGGCUGGGGCAACGACUGUUCGUUACAAAGGCAGAAACCUCCGUAUCAAAGCUCCAAUGUGCAGAGCUCUGAAGAAGCUCUGUGAUCCAGAUGGCGUGAGUGAUGAAGAGGAUCAGAAGCCAGUACGUCUUCCUCUCAAGGUCCCUGUGGAGUUGCAGCCACGAAAUAAUCAUGCAUGGGCUCGAGUACAGAGUCUUGCCCAGAAUCCACGACUUAGAAUGAUUGUGGAGUUACAUCGGAAGGUGUCCAGCCUCAUUGAGUUUCUGAAGCAGAAGUGGGCCCUCCAUGAAGUGCGUAUUCGUAAAACACUAGAAGAACAGCAGCUUCAAGACUCCAGAGACUCAGAAACAAGAGGCACCUUCUCAGAGGAGAAAGUGAUGCUCCAUCUCUUUCCAGGAGAGAACUGUACACUCACUCCACUGCCUGGAGUGGCCAGAGUGGUCCACUCCAAGGCUUUCUGCACAGUGCAUUGGCAGGAAACUGGCAAAUGCAAACAGAACACGAAAGACUCUCACUUACUACCCCCUGCACAAAUCCUAGGCAUCCAGAGUGGUCAGGGGACAGCGAGAGGACAGCUAAAAUACACACGGGGAGCAGAAGGUAAGGGUGUUGGAAGGGUAGAGAGCACUACAGAGUCAAGCAGAACCUCUCAGCCCACAGCUGAAGUUUCUGCAAGCACUGAAGAUGGUACCCUGGAGCCUGGCUUGGUGGAAGGAACAGCCUCAAAUCUUGGCAUCACUAAUUCUCUCCAAAAACCACCUUCUGGACUUCAAGAUCCAGGGGGAAACCACGAAAAACUGAGCUCAGUGGCCUUCUGUAUGGAGAGCAAGGAGGCCCUGGCUAGUGACCAAGCAACUGUGCUACCAUCGUGCAGCACAGGUUGUACUUGCAGUAAGAUCCCUGAUGUGGAGGAACUCUCUCUGCUCGAUCCAUUCCCACGGUACAUGAAGUCCUGUCAGGACUUGAUCGUCCCAGAGAAAUGUUCUUGCAUGGAUAAAGUCCAUGGGAAAGACUCUACUCCAGCAGCUGGUGACACUUCUCCUGUGGCUUUUCCAAGUGUGAGGAGCACAGAGACAUCUGACUUGUACUCACAGCUACUGAGAGGUGGUGUGGCUUCCCCUGGCAGUGGCCCGUCCAGAUAUGAAACUCAGGCUAGCCACAGCCAGGGUCAGCAGCUUGAUACUUGUACCAAGGAUAUAAUGGAUGCAGCAAUGGAGGAUUCUCAAGAAAAGCUGGGCUCCUCAUUUCCACCUCCACCUCAGGGACAAUCUAGUACAAAGUCUCUCAAGGAUGACCCAAGCCGGCUCUCUCAACAGGUUAGAGAAGAAGGAUGGAGUCUACGAACUUCUGAGAGCCUCACACUGGCUGAAGUCUACCUCAUGAUGGGCAAACCGAACAAGUUGCAGCUGGAAUAUGACUGGUUGGCUGUCUUGGAGCCAGAAACCCAGGAUGCUAGGGAGCAAACAUCAGAGUCAAGUGCUGUUCCUGCAUGCACCACUUUUCACAAGCAGAGACUCCUAAACUGCCUUCUAAAACUCAUCUCUACUGAAGUCAAUCCCAAACCAACACCCGAGAUGAGCUCAGUUGCCACGUCUCCUAUAAAGCCUGCUCAGGAGGAGCAGUCACUGACUCCUCCAGGGAAGGUCAUUGCCAUCAGCACCAGGAGUCCCGGUUGUGCACGCAAUCAAUCUGCCCUUCGCAACAACAAGACUUUUUCUCCUGGUACUACUUCCAGCUCCUCAGGUUUGAGAAACCUCCCUAGACCUCUCUUGGUGGCUGGUCCUUCAAGUUCUGGAAGCACUGAUGCGGAUGGUGAACUCUUUGCAGUUCCUACAACUCUGCCACCCAACAGCCGCCACGGGAAGCUGUUCCUGCCCAGCAAGGAGGCAGAGCUGACCUUCCGGCAGCACUUGGAUACAAUCAGUAUGCAGUCAGACUUCUUCUUACCAAAGCCAAGGAAGUUACGGAACAGACACUUGCGGAAGCCCUUAGUGGUACAGAGAACACUGCUCCCCAGGCCAUCCGGAAAUCCGUCCCAGCACGUCUGUUCCUUCUCUAUCUUAUCCAACUCAUCCAUUACAGGGAGAGGUUCAUUUCGGCCAAUUCAGUCCUCACUGACUAAAGCUGCUGUUUCUCGUCCAAUUGUGCCCAAAGUUCUUCCAACACAGGCUACCAACCAUCUGUCUAGUGCUAUUGACUUGGCAGCUAAAAGUGCUGGUAUCAUCCCUGGUAGCCCUGUGCCUGUCCUGGAUGCAGAUGGUUUGUCAGGAGUGUCACCAUUGUCACCAGAUGGAGUGACCACGGUGGUACCAGGGCAGGAGUCAGCAGCAGCACAGCAGAACAGAGGCUCCAUCACCACUGUAGAGGGCUCGGGCCCUGGGUGUCGGGUUCCCUUCAUCAGCCUGCCAGCACAGCAAGAGCAGGAGGCAGUUCCUGAUGGUUUCCAGGGCACAUCAGUUCUUUCUCUGUCAGAACUGCCCAAGACUCCCCUCCAGAAUGGUCUUUCCACCCCUCCACUUCCCUCAUCAGAGGCUUCCAGCACUCGGCUCUCUCCUCCCAAUGUUUCUGCUCUCUUGGAUAUUUCUCUGCCUGGACCUCCAGAAGAUGUGCUUUCUCAAGGAGAACCUGCCACUCAAAUCAGUGACUCUAUAAUUGAAAUAGCUAUCAGCUCUGGUCACUACAGUGAAGGUGUUUCUCUCUCUCCUGCAAAGCUGAAUGGCAGUGACAGCUCCAAAAGUCUUCCGUCACCAUCCAGUAGUCCUCAGCAGAACUGGAUUGCCUCUCCCAGCCACGAUCCUCAGUGGUACCCCAACGACUCCACAGACUCCUCUCUCAGCAGCUUGUUUUCAAGUUUCAUCUCCCCUGAGAAGGGACGAAAAAUGUUGCCAACUCCAGUUGGGACCACCAGUGGCACCUCCUUACUGGGACCCAGCCUUCUGGAUGGAAACUCACGGGACUCUUUUGUGUCACGGUCACUGGCAGAUGUGGCAGAGGUGGUGGAUUCACAGCUGGCUUGCAUGAUGAAUGAGAACAGCAUAGAUUACAUAUCUCGUUUUAAUGACCUUGCCCAGGAACUAUCAAUACCUGAGCCAACCCGCAGGGAGAUCCUGUUUGAUGGAGGAGGUGGUGGUCCCCCCAUUGGGGACCUCUCACAGUGAGUCCAGCACGCUGGUGGUGACUGUUCAGUUGAAUUUGGAUCUUGCAGUGCUGGAUCAUAGCAAGGGCAGGUCACACAGAAGCAGCUGAGGAUCAGUUAUCCCUGUCUUGUGCCAUUCUUUCUAAAAGAGGAGCAUUGUCUUCAAAGGUCUGAAGAAGUACUUGCAAGUCCUGGAAUGUGCAAUAUACUGGGAACAGCAAAACAUGAAAUAGUAUUACAGGAAAUGGUGUGACCCCUGCAUCAGUGAUACAAGAUGUCAGGUUUGUGGGACAGUACUGGAUUUCUACUUUGGAAUGGCCUCAGCAAGAAGGUCAAGCAGGGAAGGGUAUUGCCAGAAGCUCUCCCAUGUGAAUUAGAUUUUGUGUAGUGAUCAAAAUGCCAUGAUUUGGGAUCCACAUGGAAGUUACGGAGGAGGAAGGGUGGGAAUGGAUAUGGGAACCAUGGUGCAUCUUGUCAUGUCCUAGUUGACAUAUCAGUCAGUCUGAAACUGAAGUUUCUUGCACUCAUUUCAAGGGCCCUAUGACUUCAUGAUAACUUCAUUUUUAUAGACCACUCUGUUUCUUUGGCUGUGUGGUUUUGUUUAACCAUUCCAGCAGGUUCAUGUACCUGCUUUCAUGUUUCAUAGGGGAGCUCUGAUUCACCCUACUCCCAGACUGCAUGGAUCCUUGGGGAGUUUCCUCUAUUUUUAAACCCCAUGUGAAAAUUAUCAUUGUCCUGACUGCGCUCACAUUCUCCACCUUGAGAUUCUUCAUCACAUUGCACAGUUCAUCCCAUGAGUGGGAGAGUGCUUUCCUGUAUUCCCUGAAGAAUGGUUGCUUUUUAAUUCAGGGAUCACUGCAAAAGAGCUUACUGGAAUCACUAGGAAAGCUUUGUCAUAAUUAGGCUUGGCUUCUCUGGAAACCUGUGUGUAUUGCCAUCUUCCUUCACAAAAACUGAGGGUUUGCCUGGGAGAGGAAAUAGGAAAGAAUAUUUUAAUGCAUAGAAACAAAUAAUAUGUUAAUGCUAAAGUUGUUGAGAUCUGUUUUGUGUCACAAAGAGGAGAGGUGUCAAGUCUUAGCUUAAUCCCUUAGUCCUUCCUUAUUUCCUCCUUGUUCUUUGAAUUCCAGGUGCUCUGUAGUACCUCAGGGCAUCAUUUUUCAUGACAGUCACUCCCAGGCACUUGUGGAUCUGGGACUCCCUCUACUGAAUCCCUAUGCAUUGAAAGUGAGUGUUUUAAUAUUUGAAAGACCCAGAUCCUGAUAUCAGCUUGUUCAAAGGAAUAUAAAGUUACUUUUUCUACACUUGCUUGUCUGUCAGUCCUACCUUUGUAACUCAGGAGACUUUCCCUAUUUUCUUUCCUACCAGUCAUGAGAGAGAAUACCUUUAUUGUGCCAUUUUUUAAGCUCUUUUCUGCUUCUCCAGUAAGAGAAUCUCCCUUGACUGUUUUAAGUAGCUCUGAACUUACCCAAGGGGCUAGUCCUAUGUAAACCUCAACUUUAUAUUACUAGUAAACAAACAGAACUUCUCCAUUUCUUAGGCUAUUAUCAGGGGUUCAUUUUCCAAACUUGCACUAUACUUGGUGGAUGUAGUUCUGGCUGCCUUUAGCUACUUCUACAAGGCAUUGGUCUGGGAAUUUCUUCUUGGAUCCUUGCUCAUGAUGCAAUGAUAGGAUUUGCAGUUUUCCCAGUCACUUUACCCUGCUUUGUUUAGAUUUUUUUUUUUUAACUCCUAUAUAGUUUGCCUUUAUGCUUUCAGUCAUUAAAAUGCACCUUCUGUGUGGCCCAAGAGCAACCUUCAUGGUUUCACUCCAAAACUAGUGACAUCUGGAUGAUGUUCCAAGGCCCCACAUAUUGGGUUGCUACAUUCUCUUCAAAAUAGGAACCAUACAGAUGUGUAAAAACACCAUCAGUGCACUUGGAUGUACCCAGCAGAGAUACAAACCUCUAUCAGUGGCAAGAAAAUGAUCAUGACCAGAAGAACUGAGAAUUUCAAAUCUCGUACCUGUGGGCUAACUUCUGAUGUGGGAUAUGAAGUCAUACUGUCAUUAUUUCUCUUCCAUUAUUCUUUCAGAGCCUGAUUUGAGAAUUCUGAUGCAAAUAUCAGGAAGUCUUGUAAAGCUAGAAUAUUAAAAGUUGAAGGCUGUCAGAUGCGUUAAUGCUGAGGAUUCUAUCAUUCUGAGCAUCCACACUUGGUAUGGAGAAGGUUACCCAGUACUCUUAAGAGUCACUCCUAAAGCUUUUUUAGUUGCUGUAUUUAGCUCAGUCUUUCCCAGACUGUUUCUUGGUUUUGGCUUCUUUCAUUAGUAAUGCUGGUUAUCCUAUAUGCUGUACCUCCAAAAAUCCUUUGGACUUGCAGGACAGAGGUAGAGAGCUCCUACUGUGUGGCUGUGGUUACAGGACAUGCAGGAGGGAGUAUUACACAUUCUAAUCAAGUACUGUACACCAAAACCGAAACAACUCUGAACUCCUGUUCUUCUGAAUAUUGAAAGACCAGCCUGAAGGCCUCCAGUGUAUUUAGGUACCUUGACAAAUACUUCACAUUCUUUGUCAGUGCUGGUAAUGGAGUGGAUGUGACACUGGUUUUGAUCCUUGUGUUGCCUAGAUUAAGUGCCAGUGUUGCUGCACCUGGAUGGCAGAGAAGCCCCCCACUGUCUGUCAGGACUUUCCACCAUCUGGCACGGGGAGCUGAGAAGCUGCCCUUUCUCAGCCCCUGCAGCUGCCCUGGGGGAAAGACAUGAUUGCAGAAUGAAAUCAGUGUUAGUGGCUGUUUUUAAUGAUGCCAUGAGGUCAGAAAGCUUUCAUAUCCUGAACCUUUGCAAGUAGACUUGGACCACCAAGUAAUAACAAAGUGGAAAUUACAGGUCAGUUCAACACUGAGAACUGUGCAGUUAGAAAUGUGUUUGGCAUCAGCCUCUUAAAAGCUGUUAGUAUGAAACGGAAUUUUGUUUCAGAAAUGUAAUGCUUUGCAGACUGUGGUUUAAUAAUAAAGCCCUUUCAGGACAAGUAAAUCUUAUCAGGGAAAAACUUGAAAAUCACUUCAAUCAUUGUAGUCGUUUUGAAUUGAUGCAGAAUUCAUUAUUAUGUGAAAGGUCACUUAAACACACCUCUGAUUCCACCAGUGCUAGAUUGUAGUGGAUGUGCUUUACAAUACUGAUCAUCAGCAGUUUGUGCCUAAGUUUGCUGAGGGAGAAAUUGGGGGCAGGGGGUGUAGGAGAAGUGUAGGGUGUGAAUAACGGACACACACUCGUAUACACACACAUACAUAUCUCUGUGUGCACAUACAUUUAUGAUUUUGUAAAACACAAAACUUGUACGAUUUUUAAUAUUUCAGCUUCCCAACAGAAGUAACCAAAUCCAUGUGUGUACCCAUGGCAGCCUGUCCUAAGCAAACAUUCCAGCAGGUGACACUGAAAUUCAGGCAGGGAUGUUGUUGAGGGAAAUGUGAUUUUGUUGGCUCAAUAGCUUCUUGGGGCACUGUGAGGUGCUUGAAGAGGAGAAAUGGACACUUACAGCAUCCAGUUCUGGUAUUAAUUGCUCUAGGCUUUCACCUGUUGCUUCAGUGACUAUAUAUAAUAAGGUAGUUCAAGUGGUUCAGCAAGGUGAGUGGCAGAAAAGUCAGUAUUUGUUGUCAUCACAGUCUGGGUGAAAAGCAUCUUGAGUAUGACAUCCACCCACAUGUGCACUACCUGGGCUUUCUGCUGGGUGUUGCAUCCUGAUCACCCACACAAUUAAUGCUAUUCUUUAUCACUAAAUCUACUAAGUAUAGGAAUACUAACUGUUUUUACUAUGGCAUUAUUUAGCCUUUUCUUGACACCCCUCUUUAUAUUUCUGAAUUGAAUUAAAUGGCUUGAAUCAGAUCUAAUCUCUCAAGACAUGUCACUUACUGACUGUGCAGAUCCCAGAGUGGAAAUUAAGUUGCAUUUUGUUUUUUACACUCAGACUUCGGAUGCAUUUAUAAGGAAAGUACUGCACUUUUUUUUUAACCUUUUCAAACCUUUGAAUCUCUUAAUUUCACAGCAAUUUGUAAAUGUUAACUAAGUGAAACCUUGGCAAGCACUACGGCAAUAAGUUAUCAUUAGUUAUUGAAACAUGAUAACUGCUUUAGAGCUUAUGGUUCUGGCAGCAAAAUUUAAUGCUGUUUCUUUUAAUAAUAGUUAAGCCAUAUCAUCUAAGGUUUCUGGCUUGUUUCAGAUGUGAAUUUGUUUUAUAGAUUAUAAAUAUACCUAUAUAGUGUAUGUAUAAAGCAGAAUGCCUGUCCUUACCAAUUAUUUUUUGUACCAUAUUGUAAAUUAUAUUAUUUAUUCUUUACCAAUUUUGGAAAAAGGUGUUUUGGUUAUUUAAUAUAAUAUACAAAAGCUGUUAAACUUCUUCUGUUUAAAUUUCAAAUUCAACUUGUAAAGCUGUUUUUAUUAUUGUGCAUAAAUACAUACUAAUACUUGGUCUAACUUAA
Messenger RNA from Apus apus (common swift), 8808 nucleotides. It is a transcript of the gene CRAMP1, whose product is annotated as cramped chromatin regulator homolog 1. Gene Ontology annotation, biological process: pattern specification process. Lineage: Eukaryota; Metazoa; Chordata; Aves; Apodiformes; Apodidae. The transcript is spliced from 21 exons. Gene Ontology annotation, molecular function: chromatin binding. The record is from RefSeq and is a predicted model, not a curated record. Gene Ontology annotation, cellular component: nucleus. The coding region runs from base 404 to 4381 and encodes 1325 amino acids.